Molecule: messenger RNA, 1489 nt
Organism: Amborella trichopoda
Lineage: Eukaryota; Viridiplantae; Streptophyta; Magnoliopsida; Amborellales; Amborellaceae
Source: RefSeq, a predicted model, not a curated record
UUCGUUGAUUGUGUCCUCUCGAGCUCUCAAGAAAAGGUGGAGAGAAGCUACGAUCAUCAUGUCUGUAGAACUCAAACUUUCACGCCCCAAUCGCGUUUAUCGACCAUCUGAACCUGUGCAAGGGAAGAUCUUAGUUACAUCUCCCUCUCCAAUCGCUCACCAAGGCAUUCGAGUUUCAGUCACUGGUAAUGUCAAUUUGCAGGUUCGUGGAGGAUCGGUGGGAGUUAUCGAAUCCUUGUAUAGCAUGGUCAAACCAAUCUGCAUCAUGACUAAAACUACUGAGGUGACGACAUCAGGAAAGCUUACUUCUGGGAGAACAGAGAUUCCAUUCAGCAUAAGUUUGACUUCAUCAGGGCAAGAUGAAUCUGAAGGAUUUUUUGAGACCUUCCAUGGUGCGAAUAUUACCAUCCAGUAUCUACUUAUUGCAGAUAUAUCUAGAGGAUACCUGCAUAAAUCAUUAUGUGCUACAAUGGAAUUCAUUAUUGAGAGUGAAAAAGCUAAACUUCUAGAUGUUCCAGUUUCCAGUGAAAUGAUAAUCUUUUAUAUCACUCAAGACACUCAGAGGCACCAUUUGCUGCCAGAACUAUUAUCAGGGGGUUUUCGAGUUACUGGAAAAAUUUCCUCUCAGUGCUCCUUGUUGGAUCCGAUUUCUGGAGAUCUUACUGUGGAAGUAUCUCCUGUUCCUAUACAUUCUUUAGACAUCCAAUUACUACGUGUGGAGUCGAUUCUUGUUGGAGAAAAGUUUGUGACUGAUACCUCUGUGAUUCAAACUACACAGAUUGCAGAUGGAGAUAUCGAUCGCUGCAUGACUUUGCCAAUCUAUAUUAUAAUCCCCCGUCUUUUGGCCUGUCCUACAGUAUUGGCGGGCGGUUAUGUCUUGUGGAACUCUAUAUGCAGGCCAUUUUCCGUAGAGUUUCAGGUCUCAAUCGUUAUAAGCUUUCAGUCGGAGUUAGCAAAGCAACACCCAAGAGCUGAUCUGAGGGCUCCCAAGCCAUGGCUGGCAUCAGAGACCAUUCCCUUGAAGCUAAUUCGAACAAAGCGUGGAGAGUUGUGCAGUUAGAACAUGCUUCUUACGUUGUUGUACCUAUUCUAAGAUGAAGAAUGUGUGGUACUUUGUGGAGGAAGCAAUGCUACAACUUUUUCAUUUCUUGGUAAAGAGGAAUUUUUGUCUGAUUGUAGCUUCUCGAUCUUGCUGUGUUUGUUGUUUCUAUUAUCUACACAAUGUAGAACUGAUAGUAGCGGACUACUUAUAAAGGGUGUACGGGGGUUAGUACCAAUGUUAUUAAAUUCGGUUUUAUACCGAAAUCUCGUGUAUUUUGGGAAAUGAGACAUAAUGUUGACACAUGUCAACUAAAAGAGGUAAAAGCUUUGGUCAUGAUAUGACAGGGAUUGGACUUUGUACACCUAUGGAAUGUUGCACGGAUUGGUCCGCUCUUUGUACAAACCAUAAAUGAGGUUUGGAAGGGAAUGAGUUGGGACUCCGAUGAUA